UAUAAAAGUUGAAACUAUUCGGAAUAGAAUUAUAGUUCAGCAGUACACUUUAUUCAGUUAACAACUUGCCCUUCCAAACACAUUCAAGAUGUUCACAAAAUUGAUGUGCUUCGCCUUAUUGGCUAUCUCGUGCGUUUCGGCCAAACCAGGAGUUGCUUCCCUGGCGUAUUCGGCACCAGUUGUGGCUGCGGCAGGACCUGCUUUCGUGACGGCUCAGAGCUCACAGGUGGUGGCUAGAAACUACAACGGAAUUGCUCCAUUGGCCUAUACUGCAGCGGUUGCCGCACCAGUUGCCGCUCCGUUGGCCUACUCGGCUCCCAUUGCCAAGGUUGCUGCUCCAUUGGCUUACUCUGCACCGGCAGUAGCUGCUCCCGUUGCAUACGGUGCCAGUCCUUUGGCUUACUCAGCAGCUCCCGUAGCCCGUGCCAUUGCGUCUCCGUAUGCCGCUUAUGCUGCUCCCUAUGCUGCUCCCUAUGCUGCCCCUUACGCUGCCCCCUAUGCUGCCCCAUAUGCUUCGGCAUAUGCUGCUCCGUAUGCAGCUGCCUACACUGCACCGGCUCUAGCCGCUUACAGAUCAUACAAUCCGUAUCUACUGCUAAAGCAACCUCGUGCAGCGUCAGCAGAACCACCCAACCGAAUCAAAAUGUUUGCCAAAUUGUUCAUCCUCGCAAUCGCCGCCAUUGCCGCCGUGGCUGCCCGACCAGGCAUUUCAGCUGUCACCUCUUACUCAUCUCCGGUGGUUAGUGCUGUCGGCCCAUCCGUCUAUGCUGCCCGUAGCUUCCCGUAUGCUGCCGUUUCUCCCGUCACCGCCUACAGUGCCCCCGUUGCAUCCUACGCCUAUGGAACCCCAGUGAGCACCUAUUCGGCCGGAGUUCCAUACGCUUACUCCGCCGGCGUUCCAGUUGCCUACUCCAACUUUGCCGGAGUGGCCCCGUACACGUACUACUAGAAUCUUUCAGCUUCAACUUGUCGCUCGCAACUAAGCACCGAUUUGGACACUCUCAACGGAAUUGAAAGAUUACUAGCUCUCUGGUCAAUUGUAAAAUUACAAACAAACUCAUGGAAAUACAACUUGUAGAAAUGUAAA
Molecule: messenger RNA, 1087 nt
Organism: Malaya genurostris
Lineage: Eukaryota; Metazoa; Arthropoda; Insecta; Diptera; Culicidae
Product: cuticle protein 16.5-like
Exons: 4
Coding region: 89-949 (286 amino acids)
Source: RefSeq, a predicted model, not a curated record